GAUAAAAUUUCCUCUUCCUGCGUUUUUAGCCUUUUCUUCUUCUCUCGAUAAUUCUUUUCUUUUGACCAUUCAUACUCUUUUCUAGGGUUCCUUUCUUUUCCUUCGUUACAUUCCUUACCCUCUCUCUCUAUUUCCUAUUUCAAUUCCGCUUCUCCUUCUCCACUUCACGCCUUCUCUCUUUCUUCUUGCUUCACUGUCACUCUCAGUCUCAUUUUGUCCAUGGCCUCCUCCUCUUCUACUGUUCCUUCUCUAUGCGAAAAUCAUAUCAUUUCCGCUUCGUCUUCUGCUGCUGUUGAUGACUCUUUCGAAGACGCUUGCAGUAUCUGUCUCGAGCCUUUCUCCACCGCCAACCCUGCCACUGUUACUAGCUGCAAACAUGAAUAUCACCUUCAGUGUAUCCUGGAAUGGUCCCAAAGAAGCAAAGAGUGUCCAAUAUGUUGGCAGCUAUUUGUCCUGCAGGACCCGGCCAGCCAAGAGCUUCUAGCUGCCGUUGAGAGUGAAAGGUGCCCCAAGUCAAGGAACAUAACUUCCUCUGUGCCCAGUCCUUUUCAUCAGGAAUUUGAUUUUGGACUGGACCCCACUUACACGGAUUAUCCCGAAAUUGAAGAGCGUGUUAUGCAGCAUCUAGCUACUGCACGUUAUUUUCGCAGAAGAGAGUUGCAGAGAGCUGCUGGACUUGAUCAUUCGCAAGUUCUAGUUUUUACUUCUGCUGCAAAUGCUCCUGGAAUGUUGUCAUCAAACACAACUUCACCAGAUUCUAGCUGUUCAUCAUCUGAGGGGGAUACCGCAACUUCUAGCAUACAAUCGGCUGCCAGUAUUCAACAUUCCUCAUUUCUUUCUGGUGCUGCUGUAACCAGAGAUGGCCCUUUUAGACCCAGAGUUAUCUUUAGAAAGCCACAACCUGAUAGUCCAAGGGGAUCAAACCCAACCGAGAUUCUCUCAUUAUCAGAUUCUAUCAAAUCUAAAUGGUCUGCUGCUUCAGCCAGAUAUAAGGAAUCAAUCUCAAAAAGUACUAGAGGUCUUAAGGAGAGGUUGCUUGCUCGCAAUAACUCUGUUAAGGAGUUAAGCAAGGAAGUGCAGCGUGAGAUGAGUGCAGGAAUUGCUGGUGUUGCAAAAAUGAUUGAGCGCCUAGAUCUUGCCUCAAAACGAACUGGAAAUUCUGUUCCUACUUCUGGUUGCACAGUGGGGACAUCUAGUGUCUUAUUUAAAGGAAAGGGUGUGCAAGAGAGUGCUAUUAAUAAGAAAAGUGGGGAAGUUUCACCAGAUAAUGGUUCAGAUGUACCCCCUCCUGUCACUGGUGGUACCAACCCAGGUCAAUUGGAAGUGAUGCAUGCACAGAGACUUUGAUGCUGUGAAGUUUGUAAUUGGCCUUUUAUUUUUAUGUGUUAUUGGAUAAUGCAAGCGACGUACAGUCAAGAUACCAAACGCUCAUUGGUCAGCAUCCUGCAUUGCCACCUUAUGCAAUUGCAAAGUAUAAAUUUAGGUUGGCGGGUGAAAACCAUGUCAUCAGUAUAGCCAAUAGUAGUUGUUUAUAUUGCAGUAGAGGUGAUCGUAGAAAUGUGGAGGAAUUUCUCCUUCCAGUAGAUUUUAUUGGUUUGCACCUUUCUUUAAUCAAGGAACUGAUUGUACUGCUUUUGCCAUGUUAACUGGUGCUAACAUUAUAUGUUGUCAAUUAAUGAUAAUAUUAAGUGUUUCUGUGGCCUA
Mangifera indica (mango) is the source of this 1704-nucleotide messenger RNA. RefSeq names its product E3 ubiquitin-protein ligase RHF1A-like. NCBI's taxonomy places the organism in Eukaryota, Viridiplantae, Streptophyta, Magnoliopsida, Sapindales, Anacardiaceae. The transcript has 8 exons. The coding region runs from base 220 to 1347 and encodes 375 amino acids. Gene Ontology annotation, molecular function: ubiquitin-protein transferase activity. The record is from RefSeq and is a predicted model, not a curated record.